UGGGUUUUGCAAAGCUCCCUGCUUACUUUGACCGCAGUAGAUUUCCCGUGCAGAUUAGAGACAACGUGUGAUGGGCGCAGGAAGAGACGAGACAUCGUCAACUUCCUGUAGCUGGAGCCACCAGCUGAGUUUCUUAUUUGGGGCUUGGUGGAACUGGGCACCAGGGUGUUGGAGGCAGGGCUGAAGGGCCCCUUGCUACCCCAUCAUGGCAUCUGCUCCCAUCAUCCUCUACCUCUGCUGCUGGCUGGCCAGGCAGAGCAAGGUGUCCGGUCAGCUCCCUGCGCCCGGACCCUCCAUCUCCGUCAGCCCCAGCGGGGUGAUCGCCCUGGGGGGAGCCGUCACCAUCCGCUGUCAGUGUCGGUGCGAGGCCAGGAGAUUAUUUCUGUAUAAAGGUGGACUUGAAAUCCAGGAGCUGGAUGCUGAUGGGGACGAGGGUGAAUUCACCAUCCCCAGCGCCAAGCGGGAAGACAGAGGGGUCUACAGCUGCCGAUCUCGCUCCAGAACAGAGCCGCCCAACUGGUCUGAUCCCAGUAACAUUGUGCCGAUCAUUGUAGCAGAGCUCAGCUACCCCAAACCCUCCAUCUUCCUGAGCCCCAACGGGGGGGUCACCCUGGGGGGAGCUGUGACCAUCCAGUGUUGGGGUCAGCGCCAGAACGUGAGGUUCCUUCUGUUCAAAGAUGGAAACCCGAACACGCAGCAGGACACGGAACCGGCUGGGGACCUGGCCGAGUUUUCCAUUCGCAGCGUGAGCCGGAGAGACGCAGGGAGCUACAGCUGCCAAUACAGCACCAAGUGGGACCCGCCCGUCUGGUCGGAGCCCAGCGACCCCGUGGAGCUGGUCGUAGCAGAGCCCAGCUACCCCAAACCCAACAUCUCCCUGCUCCCCAGUGAGGGGGUUGCCCCGGGGGGAGCUGUGACCAUCCGGUGUGAGUGUCGGUGUCGGGGAGCGAGGGUCUUUCUGAGUAAAUCUGGAGACCCGGACGCACGGUGUGCGACAGAUUCCGCGGGGGACUUGGUUGAAUUUCCCAUCUACAACGUGAGCCGGAGAGACGCAGGGAGAUACAGCUGCCAAUACAGCACCAAGUGGGGCCUGCCCGUCUGGUCGGAGCCCAGCGACCCCGUGGAGCUGGUGGUAGCAGAGGGAACCGACCCAGCUGGGACCCAGCAGCCGGAUCCCCCCAUGACGGAGCCGGCGGGAGAAGGGGGAACCGACCCGACUCAGCUGGGAACGGCGCCAGCUCCCACCCGCCCAGGCAGCGCGGGGCCAGGUGGAUCGGAACCAAGCGCAGCACCGGAUCUGACCCGCUGCAUCAUGGCCGGGGUGAGCGCGACAGCCGCCGGCCUCCUCCUCCUCCUCCUGGCCUUCCUCUGCUACAGAAGCACCCGAGGAAGGAAAGGACCAGACCCAAGACAGAGCAGGGAGUCCGAAGCUGCAGCCACAGUCUACGCCCUCGUGGGCGAAGGGAAGCAGCUGGAUGUCCUGCCCCAGGAGCCCGACCCCGAAGCCGAGGGACUCACCUACGCCGAGCUGGACCACCAGGGACUGCAGGCCAAACGAGGGGGCCCGGCCCCUGCCCCCGAGCCCGUCCUGUACGCUGCCAUCAAUGUGAGCCAGGGAGCCCACAGACAGAGCCCCCAGGGUGCAGGGGCGCCCCCCCACCCCCAUAGUGUGAACCCAGGGGGAGUCAUCGGAGCGACGGGACAGGGAGCGUUGGCCACUAGAGGGUGACAGAGUGAUUCCCUCCCCCCAGAGACUGGGUUCAGCUCAUAGCCCCCACCCCCGUAGCCCUCCCUCCAGCAGGUGCUGCCCCACCCAGCCCUACGGGUGGGGGGUUGGGGGAGCUCAGCACCGGGAGGCAGAGAGGACCCCUCUGGGGUAGGGUGUGGCCAACCCCCCUUCGUUCUACCACUACCCAGUCACUUACUGCAGGAUGCUCCAUCCAAGGCUGCAGUUGAUCACACCGCUGCCACCAGCUGUGACGGAGUCACAGGUCCGAUGUUCUGGAACUGCUCUUUAUCCAGCCAGCCAGGACUCUGGGGUGGCGCGACUUCCCUCAGGGCACGCUGUCCAGGGCAAAAAGCUUCCUCGGCUACGGCCUUCCUGGUCUGAUCUCGGAGCAUUCAGCAUCCCUGUUUCCACCGUGCGCUUCCCCUUGCUGGGUCUGUGACGUUGCACUCCAUAUGUUUUAUGCGGAAAUAUGCUCAUAAGUGUGAAUAUGAUGUAACUGGAAUAUGCUUCAUGUAAAAGGUCUCUUGUAAGGUAUCAUUACAAAGCUUAUAAUCUACUGAGUGUGGUCAUCCUAUUUGUGUGCAUGUAUCAUUCUUGUAUCUCAGAUUAGAAAUAUGAAGUAUAACUCCGAAAUCCUGUUGUAAUUAUGCCAAGUGUGGGCCGUUAAUGGUGGUUUAGAAUCUUGAUGGCUCCCAUUAACUUAGGACAAUUGGUUGUAAAUGGCUCUGUUUACUUGCAAGCCUUCCUGCCUUCCUGAGAGUCAGGCCAGGAAGAAUGGAGGCUUGGGGUCUCACAGGACAUGUGACCAUAUCCCCUGGUACUGGAAUCCAUCUUAAACCUGGUGGUUUUCCAUUUAGGAGGAGGGGUGGGGACCAGGGAGACAAAAGAUUCCCAUCUUGGGCCAAAGGUAUAAAAGGGAGUGGAACAGAACAAAAGGGGCUGCAGUCAUGAGAAAUCCCCUUGUUACCACGUGAGCUGGAAAUAACAAGGACUGUAGCAGGGGAAAGGAUUGGGCCCAGACUAGGAAGGAGUCGAGUCUGUGAAAGAAGCUUAUUGGAACAUCUCUGAGGGUGAGAUUUACCUGUAAUCAGUUUCUUAAUGAAUUAGGCUUUGACUUGAGUGUUUUGUUUUAUUUUGCUUGGUAACUUACUUUGUUCUGUCUGUUAUUACUUGAAAGCACUUAAAUCCUACAUUUUAUACUUAAUAAAAUUACUUUUGUUUAUUAACUGACCCAGAGUAAGUGAUUAAUACCUGGGGGAGCAAACAGCUGUGCAUAUCUCUCUAUCAGUGUUAUAGAUGGUGGGCAAUUUAUGAGUUUACCCUGUAUAAGCUUUAUACAGAGUAAAAUGGAUUUAUUGGGGGUUUGGAUCCCAUUGGGAGCUGGGUGUCUGGGUGCUGGGGAUAGGUGACCUGCUGAGCAGUUUUUGGUUAAAGUCUGCAGCUGUGGGGGCGUGGACCAGAGCUGGGUCUGUGUUUGCAGCAGACAUAGCGUGUCUGGCUCAACAAGGCAGGGUUCUGGAGUCCCAAGCUGGCAGGGAAAACGGGCUCAGAGGUAAUUUCAGCACGUCAGGUGACAGUCCCAAGGGGGUCUCUGUGACCGAACCCGUCUCCGCAUAUUAACACAGAACUUUGAGUAAUUCAUUUAAAUCACAUGACAGAUCUGUAUUUCCUGCACCUGUCAGAAGCCGUGCAAAGGCUUGGGGGUGUCAGGGGUAAUGGAGGAGCUGAGGGAGAGGGAAGGAGCCUAGGAGUGAACCUGGAAGGUGUUGGGUGUAGGUGGGAGAAGGUUUGGGUUUUUUUGGCAGGAGGGGAUUAUUAGGGAUCUGGGAAGCCUCCCACAUGCGGACCCUGGCUGGCCUCAAGCCUCAGCCAUUCAGUCAGGCACAUCAGCCCCUGUCCCCGCAACCCCCAUCCCCAUGUGUCCCUGCAGCCCCCCCCCCCCAUCCCCAGACUCAAUGCUGUCACCCCACUAGCUCCUGAGCCCCAGUCUGUGAGCCCCCCAGCAGCCCUGGGUGCCCCUCUCUGCCCUAACCUGGCUCUGCGGGCAGGUGCUGUGAUGAACUUCUCCUCCUGGGCGGUUCUGCAGCCCUGGGCAGACAGAGAAUAUUUUUCCCCACAGAAAAUACAUUCUGCCCCAGAAGUGCUGCAGUUCCGCCUCGGCCCACCAGGGGCCGCUGUGGCGCCAGAACAGCAGGCUGUGUUCAUGCUUCUGGUCGGUGUGGUGCCACAGUGGCCUCUGGUGGGCAAAGGGCGGAACUGCAGCACUUCUGGGGCAGACUGUAUUUUAUGUGGGGAAAAAACAAAAUGAUGCAGGACGGAUGAAUGCUGCGCGUCCUAGGGUCGCCAACCCUCCAGGAUUGGCCUGUAAUUUCCCGGAAUUAUAGAUUAAUCUUUCAUUAAAGAUUAUGUCAUGUGAUGAAAACUCCAGGAACACAACCAACCAAAAUUGGCAACCUUAGUGCGUCUGCAGAUGCGCAGAAUUGCCCCAGGAGUACCAGUCUGUGGAUGCAGUGAGGUGUCUGUUAGCCCUGGCGCUGUCCCUAGGGCUGGCAGCUAAGGGCAGGUUACAGACACAUGGGGAGGGGUUUGUGUCUCCCCAUCUCACUCCUGUUUGUGUGUGAACGCAGAGCUCCCUGUGCCCGGACCCUCCAUUUCUGUGAUCGCCCCGGGGGGAGCCGUCACCAUCUGUGACAAGGUGUGUGUAUGUGGGGGUUCCUGGUUUUUCCUUGGUUUUUCCAAUGGUUUGCAUGCAGAGGGGGUGGGACUCAGUUUCCCUGGGUGUUACUGGUUUAAUGAGGUGAUGGGAGACGGAGUUUGUUGUUACAGGGGACCAGUGACAGAACUUGGGACUGCAGCCAGUGGCCUGGAGAAUAGAGACCCCAGCGACUGGAGACCUGGUGACAGGGAGGCCCAGCUCGGGAGUCACAGCUGGUUCUGGCCAGUGGGAUGACAAUGGGCUGUGAAGAGAGGACCCCGGUGACCUGAUCAGCUGGUUCCAGCCAGAGGAUGGAAGAGAGGAGAGGAGGCCCAGACGACCCUGUUUACCUGGAGAGAAGACAAUGGACGGGGGGGGCUUGGGGUCAGUGAGAUCAGAUGCCCAGCUGGGAAGCAGGGGGUCUCAGGACUGGAGAGAGAGAGCAGACAGAGCCCACGUGGAUGCAGGGGAGACUUGGACGUGCUGUGCUGAUGGAGGCCAUGCCUGAGGCCCAGAGAGUUUCCUGUGCAG
This is a messenger RNA of Chelonia mydas (Green sea turtle), 4955 nucleotides long. RefSeq names its product leukocyte immunoglobulin-like receptor subfamily B member 5. Lineage: Eukaryota; Metazoa; Chordata; Testudines; Cheloniidae. The transcript has 13 exons. The coding region runs from base 206 to 1729 and encodes 507 amino acids. The record is from RefSeq and is a predicted model, not a curated record.